AUGGAUGAUUUUAAUACCACUCAAGAAGUGGUUUCGCACAUCUGUGUAAUCAGAGCGUACAUCACCGUCAAAACAUAUGGCCUGCAGCUAGAGGGCCGCAUAACAAAGGUGAUGGUGGUUCCACCGGACUCCUCUGAGUGGGAGACAGCUCCACAACUCCAAGAUCUUGGAAAGCAAAUAAAAGCCCAUUUAUACGGACCUUAUGCAAACGAGGUCAGACGAGCCAUACCUGGAAAAUUGUUGGAACUGGUGUCCCAUUCCAUGUCUCGGAUGGAGUCAGACAGGAUACGAAAUCAGCGGUCAAAUAACAGCAUAAAUAGCCAGCACCCAGAUGAUAGGACGAGGAGCCCAAGGCUCAAACAGACUUCCGCUCGUGUAAUCAGUACUAAAGUGGGCCUUGAGCCAAAGAAAGAAACCCUUGUGAAGCUGGAGAAUCUUGAAGAUGGGAUAGUUCCUGGAAACCACUUUGAUGAUUUGGUAGAUGAUAACGAGGAAGUAGACGAUGAAAGCUACCAACAGGACCCGAGCCAGGUGACGGAUUCGCUUGCGUCUCAGAAGAGACCAAGUAGUCCCAGUAUCGCAUUUAGGGAUGAUAACACCAUGACUAUCAAGAACCUUAAGAAUAUUAGUUUGACUAUCGACAACAUAAUUUACCGAGUGAACGCAAAAGUACUAGGGGUUGUACCAGAAGCAAAACACAUAUGUGUCAAGUCGUUCGCUGUGAAUGCUGAUGGGACCCCUGAAGCUCAGGAUCCAUAUGUUAGGCCUUUCAAAGUAAUAAUCAGUGAUGGAGAGACCCUCGAUAUCCAUUUUGACGGAAAACAGCUUUUAGAAAUGGUUAAGGUGUCGGUGGAAGAGUUGUAUGCCAUACCUACCAUGCUUGAAGGAUUAUUGGAAGGAAUUUUUGGGAAAGUAAGACAUUUCAGACUCUUCAAGAAGCGCAUUCCGUUGAAUGGCAAUGUGUCGAUAGUGGUCUGGACAUGUAAAGACUUAUUGUGAGUCGAGAAAGUCAGCAAUCUCAGCGACAGUUUCUUGGAAUAUUUCUUCGGUUUCAAUGAAAACAGAAUGGCUUGCCCGGUCCAAACGAACAAACUUCUUAUUGCUGAUGGGCAACUUGUCAAAGAAGAGCUUCAGCAGCUUAAAACUGGUCAUGGGAUCAUCUGCACAAUGUAUCACCAAUAACCGAAAAUUGGGGUUUAUGUUCAUGUUCUCGGGUGCCAUGUCUGCAAGCUUAUUACCCCGUUCAAACAUGUACUUGAUCUGACCCAAAGUGCAGUUACCCUGGGUGAGAAGCUCUAACUGAAGAUAACUGACCCACUCCUCAGCAGUGGUGAUGACACUUUUCACAUUGAUAUCUCUAUUGAUAGACCCCCAAGGAAGGUAUGGAAACCAUGUAGCUACCCAACCCAAUACAUAUUCCACGUACGGAGAAGGAGCCAAGUGUUGAGCGAUUUUGAUCAAUGGACCAGUUGUGAUUACCCCUGCCAAUUGGCUUCUACUGUUUCCUUCUAUCAUAUAGUUCAAUGAUAUACCUCCGCCUGCCAGAUGGCCCAAUAAGUACACCGGGAGUUGGGUCUGGCCUUUGGAUGUGGCAGUUCCUACCAAUGUUUCAAGCAUUUUAUCGACAUCUUUGUAUACUGCAGCCUCUGAGCGGCCACAUCUUCCUCUGUACUUUCCAGGAGAUGUUCUUCCAG
This is a messenger RNA of Yamadazyma tenuis ATCC 10573, 1694 nucleotides long. RefSeq names its product Cdc13p (gene CDC13). The record is from RefSeq and is a predicted model, not a curated record. Lineage: Eukaryota; Fungi; Ascomycota; Pichiomycetes; Serinales; Debaryomycetaceae.